GGAGGAGUCAUAGUAGGAGGAAGGGAAGGGACACACACAGAGGAGGCUGGCACCUCGCACAGGACGGAGUAGUAGGAGGGUGAAGUAAGGUGAACGCUUAGCCUGAUGUGAACUCCGGGGCAGGCGGAGAAGACUCUCCUCUCUCUCUCUCUCUCUCUCUCUCUCUCUCUCUCUCCUCUCCUCUCUCUCCUCUCUCUGUAUACACACAGUGUACAGUGUACAGUGCGGAGGGGACGGCGGACAGACAGCAGCAUUACCGGUUAUGGGAAGAGCCUGAGCCCGAUCACCGGAGACCACCGGACACACCGGAUACCUGGCCGGCACACAGUUAUCCUCUUCUGACCUCCAGACGCACACAAUCCUGGCGCAGCUCAGUGACCUCUCCCCUCCAGCCCUCUCCCCUCACCCUAACAUGAACGGGCCUAUGACUUGUUCUGCCUCGGAGGACACUUCUGCUCACCAGGCCCCUCCUACACUGGAGCCUUAUGGGCCUGCUCCGCAGAACCAGCAGGUUGAUGAUGAUGCCUCCACUGGAUCUCUUUUGUCCGGCUCUGGCCUCCUCCUUGCCCGUUCCCUCCUUGGUCGCCGAAGCUCUUCUUCUUCCCCCAGUUCUUCACCUUCUUCUUCUUCGAAUCUUCGAAGGCGACGUGAGUUUACACCAGAUGAAAGGAAAGAUGACAAUUAUUGGGAUAAACGACGCAAGAACAACGAGGCUGCCAAGCGUUCUAGGGAGAAGCGUCGCGCCGGUGAUCUAGCCCUAGAGGGACGUGUGAUUGCACUGCUUGAGGAGAAUGCAAGGUUGAGGGCUGAGCUUCUUGCUCUCCGUUUCCGCUUUGGCCUGGUACGUGAUCCAUGUGAGGAACCUCGGGGAACUUAUGCCCCACCAUGUAAUCUACACGAGCCACCUCCUCCUCCUAACCCUCCACCACCAAUGCCGCACUCAGAAGACUCUGGCUUUUCCACCCCUAGUGUCGGAAGCCCGGUUUUCUUUGAGGACCGAGUCCCCGAACCAGAACCGCAACCAUUACAGCCUACAAGUAUAACUUAUUAUGGAGCUAUGGGUGGAGAACCUGUAGAGAAUCCUCAAAGAAGGCUUGAGACUCUUCCUGAUCCUUACAGAAGCCUCCCACACAAGUUGCGGUUUAAGGCCUGUGCGCCGGGGGAGGAUGGGUGUCAUUCUGCACUGCCUAUGGCAAGAGAAAUAAACAGUUAUGCUUCAGAAGUGGCCCCAGGGUUUGCCCAGCAGCCAAUGCUCUGUCAACGGGGACGGUGGAAUGGCCAGGGGCAAGAUGGGAUACCGGCACAAGCCACAGAGAGCCCCGACUUGAGAUCCCAACUUGCCUCGCUUUCAGCUGAGGUGGCCCAGCUGAAGAAAAUAUUCUCUGAGCAAGCAAUGACAAGGAACGGACCUGAUUAGAACACUAUUUUCCUCAUGUUCUGGACUCCAUCAUCUAAGGAGAGAAGAUUCUUAGCCGUACUCCUUACGGUGAUUGACCUAUAUGGUGCUAGGGCUAGAAGGGUGGGAACGUUCUUCAGAUGCUUUCAUUUAGUCAAAAAGCAUAACCUAUUGCGACUAAAUAAAAGCAGAUAUUAGAACGAUAUCUUGGUGUGUAGACAACAUCCUUAGGUUUUUUUUAUUUUUAUAUAUAUAUUUUUUUUUUUACAAAACCACACAACAAUUGUCCUCUAUGUAUCAGCUCCUCCCCAAAAGGAGACGUCACAAUUUGCAAAAAUAAGUUUUGGUGCUACAAAGAAACAUCACUUGCCAAAGGACACUGAAGUAACACAGUCUUGUAAUAUACAAUGGACCGGCUUGUUGUCUGCUAAGGAAAAUGUAAUGUAAUACUGUCUGAAACAGAAAAAAAACAAAACUGUUGUUGUCCCGUCAAGUGUCUAACUGCCAAAUAAUUGUGACACUGCUUCCUGUUUGGUCACAAUGAUGACAUUCUUUUUCAUGAUGUGUAUAUAGGGGUAUUCUGUUUGUAACACAGUGUAUACCUUUCUGUAGCAUAAAUCUCCUUUUUGUGUCUCACACUAUCAACAGAUGGCCAAGAGGAGAACUGGGCUGGGUGGCAAAAGGGGCAUUACCCACCUAUCCCCCAGGGGCAGUAUAAAUAACUUUUGUUGGGUUGGUGGACCUAAGUGGAGAUACCCCCCCCCCCCCCAAUUCAGGCCUCAAUCAGAGCACGGUCUACAGUCAAUGACAACGGCUGGGCAUUAUAUACCUACCUGCCCCAUCUUCAGACCUGGGAUCUGGCAGAGAGAAGUCUUCCAGCAGCAAGAAAACAAUGCUGGACAAAUGCAAAGCCGUGAAAUGUGCUGUGCCCAUUUGUUAAAGGAAGCUCAAUGAUAAGGUUUACUUUCGAUAAUGGCCUGGUAUUUUAUUUCGUAUUUUGUUGAGUCCAUAUCAAUUUCACAGAGCACCACCUUUAAAAUUGACCCCAACAAUCCACGUUUUUUUUUAGCAGAUU
Messenger RNA from Rana temporaria (common frog), 2471 nucleotides. RefSeq names its product serine/arginine repetitive matrix protein 1-like. The transcript has 2 exons. The record is from RefSeq and is a predicted model, not a curated record. Gene Ontology annotation, biological process: circadian rhythm; regulation of DNA-templated transcription. Gene Ontology annotation, cellular component: nucleus. Gene Ontology annotation, molecular function: DNA binding; DNA-binding transcription factor activity. Lineage: Eukaryota; Metazoa; Chordata; Amphibia; Anura; Ranidae. The coding region runs from base 413 to 1417 and encodes 334 amino acids.